UUAAAGUGUCAUUGCUCUUGUACAAGUUAGACUCUCGCUCUGUACUAUUGAAUUUCAAGGCUCCAGUUGCCAUACUUGAACGUUUGCCUUGUUUGCUCAAAAUAUGGACUUCCAAUCUCUCUCAUUCUGGGUUCAGCUAUUCGCCAGUUGAAAGAAGACUCGUUAACAUAGCUUGGAUUAAGUAACAGACAUGGCUAAUUUACAUUUUGUUGUUGUUUUUUGGUUAUUAAUGACUCGGCCUCACAUCCUUACUAAUCUCUCUCACCACAGUAACAAAUUGAAAGAUCAGGAAAUGCUGUGGGCUGCUUCUUGCUUCGUUAUCUUGGCCGGCUUCCUUAUGGACUGCGUAUCUGCCCAUGUUGGUAAGCAAUGCAGAGAGGAACGGAGCAUAAAUGGAAUGGCUCUACAGGGAUUCGUCUUUAAAAAAUUAUUUGUCAGAGCCUUUCACGAGUGUGAUAUCAGCUGUGAAAGAGAUAUCACCUGUCAAAGCUGCAACUUCGUCGUAGGGGAAAAGUCGUGCGAGCUGAAUAACCGCACCAAGGAGGCAAGGCCGGAACAUUUCCGCUCAGACCCGGCACGGUUUUACAUGAGUCGCUUGAAGGAAAGGGCUCCAUUGGGUUCCAUUCCGGAACUCCCAGCGCAUUCGUGUCAUGAAAUAAAGGCAAGCGAAGGCAAAGACACCAGUAGCAGCAAGUACUGGCUGGAUCCAACUGCGAAUGGAACGGCAGUUUUGGUCUAUUGUGACAUGAACUUGGAAGAUGUCGAUGAAUGUAUUACCGACAACCAUGACUGUGACGUGAAUGCAAACUGCACCAACACAGUUAGCGGACAUAACUGUUCUUGUAAGGAAGGAUUUACUGGAGAUGGUCGCUCAUGUUCAGAUAUCGAUGAAUGCAAAGAAGGAAGUCAUGACUGUGGCGUGAAUGCAAUUUGCAUCAACACUGUCGGCGGACAUAACUGUUCUUGUAAGGAAGGAUUUGCCGGAGAUGGUCGCUCAUGUUUAGGUAAAAUGUCUUUCCGAGUAAAAAUUCAAGUCAUUGUAAUAAUUUAA
Molecule: messenger RNA, 1051 nt
Organism: Orbicella faveolata
Lineage: Eukaryota; Metazoa; Cnidaria; Anthozoa; Scleractinia; Merulinidae
Product: microfibril-associated glycoprotein 4-like
Molecular function (GO): calcium ion binding
Source: RefSeq, a predicted model, not a curated record